This is a messenger RNA of Rhodofomes roseus, 885 nucleotides long. RefSeq lists its product as uncharacterized. The coding region runs from base 1 to 885 and encodes 294 amino acids. NCBI's taxonomy places the organism in Eukaryota, Fungi, Basidiomycota, Agaricomycetes, Polyporales, Fomitopsidaceae. The transcript has 3 exons. The record is from RefSeq and is a predicted model, not a curated record.
AUGCCUAUCACCGAUGUCCGACAAUCCACUGCCGCGGAGCCACAGGUGAACUAUGAUUCACCUUGCACUUCUCCAGAGCGCAGCUCAGUCAACGCGACAUCGUGUCCCGAUCCGAAGCUUCUUGCUACAUCGUAUUCGAGCAAGCUGCGCAAGUCUGGCAGCUCUGCCUUCAGCGAGAAGCGCAGUAGUGCUAAGUCUGUACACUUGAUCAUCCCUCCCCCCGGCAAAGCACCUGCUACUCAGUCUCAGCAAUGUGUCAAUUUCCUCCGUGCCGUUGGUCUCCCGCAUGAACUGAAGAGCGAGGCGAGCGAUGGGUGGUGCCCUGCAUGGGAAGUGUUCCCGCUGAAGGUCUUCAGGGGUGCGGAAUACAAGGUACUGAGGAUACAGGGCGAGUGGGACGACGCGGCCCUGUUGAGUGAGCUUCGGAAGACGUAUGAUGACUUGCGGACGAUCUGGAGGAAGUGGUUCUCAUUGAGGAACGUCGCCUCCGUGAUGUUCAAUAUUAUGCUGAAUGUGAUUGUCGAAUCACAGGCAGAUCACUCGAUCGUCUACCCGCAACGGUUGGGCCCAGCGAAAGUCAGCCCAUCGAAGAACAUGCGUCUGCGAUGGUUCCUGCACCACCCGUCUUACAUGAAGGGACGACACGAGUUCAUGCAGGUCCUAACCGUGCGCACGGACCUCGGCAUCGAGUUUGUGGAGCGGUGGCAGCUCUCGAGGAUAGCCAUCGCUAUCAUGCUACCUGUCCUCCUGUCGGUGGUGAUUGGAGUAGUGUAUAGUAUCGCCGCGAAAGACCCUUCGACUGCGUUCACAAUAGCAGGGUAUCUGACCUCUGCCUACUCUGUCUGUCUCGUUCUCGUUGGCUUACUCAAUUUUGUGGACUUCUGA